UGAUUUCCGCGAUACCGUGUGUGUGUUUGUGUUUGUAUUGACGGGUUUGGGGAGAGAAGAGAACCUCUUGACAUUUUCUGUGCAACCGGACCGACAUGAUCAAGCUCAAUAUGACGACUCAAUGGGAGUGCGAGAAGGCCGGACAAAACUGGACCAACCAUGCUUUCGCCUUGUACAAGCAGAAGAUGGGGGACGGAGUCUUCAAGGAGAAAUUUGAGGAACUCUUUCAGGUGCCGUCCCUGGAAGGGUUCGCGGCCAAGUCCAAGGUGGAGAACCAGAUCACCAAGAUGAAGCUGCUCGCUUUCUUCGGCAACCUGCGCAAGUCACAUGCGCACGGGGUCGGUGGUGUCGGUACAGCCCAGAUCGUGUCUGACCCGGCUUUUCCUGAGCACGAGUUCUUCAAACCCGGUCGCGCCUUCCCGGUCCGCAUCUACCACUCCAACGCUAUCAUGGCUGACGAUGCCAGCGCCGACCGCAGGGGGGCGUUCCUCAAGUUCUCCGACGAGACUUACCGGUGCUCAAACAAGGCAAUGAAAGCAAAGGGCUUCUCGGACGUGGAGAGCCCGCUGGACAUGGAGCUGGUGACGGGUUCCGUGGACACGUGCUGGGACAUCCCCACUCUGACGGGCUUCAUGAAGGCUCAGCGCACCAACCCCGCACUCAAGGACUUCUGCUUCGAGCACCCCAUCAUUUACUACGGGCUGGUAGACUCCCUCCGCCGCGCUCCGGAGUCCUACACGGACCUGAGGUACUAUGGACAUCACGUGUUCCGGUUCCGAGCGAAGGACGACAAGGAGCGGUUCGUCAAGUUCCGCCUGGUGCCUGCAGACGGACAUCCCGAGUCAGGGCUGCUGGACUUCGACGACCAGAGGAUCGUCUGGCGGCGGGAGCGGCUGCCUGACGAGUUCCGACCGCAGACGUACCUCCGGACGGAGUUCGCGGAGCGGCUCAAGAAGAAACCCAUCAACUACACACUUCAGCUACAGCUUCACGAGUGGGAGGAGAAUGAUCCGUACGAGAUUUUCAACCCUGUCCGAGUCUGGGACCCCGACACGCACCCCUGGAUAGACCUCGCGCAUGUGCAGAUCACCACUCUGCUGCCGCAGGACAUCACCGAGAGGAUGAUCUUCAACCUCGGAACACAGCCGGAGUCGCUGGGCCUGGUGGAGCCCAAGUCCAUCUACGACCACAGCAGCGUGCCGUAUCUGAAGGCCAAGGUCAACCCGUUCAUGAGCAAACUGCAGCCGAUCAACCCGCCAAACCCGGAACCUCCGCUUAAACUAGAGAGGCACAAGUAUACGCUGGAGAUACACACGGGCAGGACUAAAGGUUCCGGUACUGACUCCACCAUCACCGUUAUCCUGAUCGGGGCCUGGGCGCGCACUCCACCCAUCAAACUGGACCAGGCCUUCAUGAACAACUUCGAGGCCGGACAUGUGGACAUUCUGGACAUCGAAGCGGUGGAUGUCGGAGAGGUCCAGGCCAUGACGCUGUCCACGGAUUCCUUCGGCGUGAAGAGCGACUGGUACGUGGACAGCAUCUUCGUGGUGGACCGGCAGCGGGGCAGGCGGCAGGAGUUCCCGGUCUACAGGUGGAUCACGGACCGCACGGACUCCAUCACGCUUCGGUCCGGGAGAGCAUCCCUGAUGGCGCACGACUCUCCGGUUCUGAGGGGCCUGAGGGAACUGGAGCUGGAGAAGCGGAGGGAGCGGUACCAGUGGGCGCACGACCAGAAGGGAUUCCCGGCGCACCUGGCUGCCAAGACGCUCAACGACCUGCCGAGGGACAACAAAGUGGCACAGUCUCUCAAAGCGCGGGACCUGAGGAACGCGAGCAAGAACGGGAUUCCCCUGCGCGUGAAGUUCAACUCUGCGUUCCGGCGCUGGGAGAAGUUCGACGACUGUGAGAACCUGUGUAAGGUGGCGCUGGGGGAGGAGAACGUGCGAGAGUUCGCUACAGACAUCUGGAGAACGGACUUCGAGUUCGGCAGGCAGAUACUCAACGAGUGCCACCCCAGCACCAUCACCCGCUGCCGCAUGAUCCCGCCCAACUUCCCGGUGCAGGACGACACGCUGAGGCCGCAGCUGGAGCGCGGCAUGAACCUCAAGCAGGAGGCGACAUCUGGCCGACUCUACAUGAUGGACUGUAGCCUGCUGGACGGCCUGUCCCUGCGCAAACCCGAGCACCAGGACGAAGAGAACGAGUUCCACCCGACUGCCCCCAUGGCGCUGUUCUACGUGAAUGGGAAGAAGGAGUUCGUGCCCAUCGCCAUCCAGCUGUACCCGCAGCCUGGUCCCGAAAACCCCAUAUGGACCCCCAUGGACUCCGACUUCGACUGGAUCCUCGCUAAGAUGUACCUGCGCAGUGCCGAUGCGCAGAUCCAUCAACUGGUGUCCAACUCACUCACGCAGUUGGUGAUGGAGCCGUUCGCCGUGUCCACCUACCGGAACCUGUCGGCAGCGCACCCCGUGUACAAGCUGCUGGUUCCGCACGUGCGGAAGGUGUUCGCCCACAGCCUUGUGGUGAAGGAGCACGUGAUCGGGGAGGGAUCCAUCCUGGACGACAUCAGUCCGUACGACGCCGACGGCAGGAAGGAACUCAUCAAGAGAUACUACGCCAACUUCAAGUUCAAGAUGCUGAACUUCCCCACCAUGCUGGCGGAGAAGGGGCUGGACGACAAGGAGGCUCUGCCGGGGUACUACUACCGUGACGACGGACUGCUGAUUUGGGAGGCCAUCAGUAAGUACGUCGGAGACAUCCUGAAAUUGUUCUAUGACGACACCGUUGCCCUUAGAGACGACCUGGAGAUCCAGAACUGGAUCCGUGACGUGAAGCAACAAGGCCUGCAGUGGGAGGACGAGUCCGACAAGGGCCUGCCCGACGGCGUGCGGACCAUCCGGGAACUCGCCGACAUCGUCACCAGCGUCAUCUUCACGUGCAGCGCGCACUACGCGGGGCACAACGCCGCGCAACAGGACGUCUACAGCCUGGUGCCGAACUCCCCGAUGAACAUGCGGCGCGCUCCGCCCAAGCGAAAGCCGCGGAAGGGCGAGACGGAGAUGGAGGACAUCAUGGAGGCUCUACCCGACAGACAGGCCUCCUGCAAGCAGCUCAACAUGGCCAUCGCACUGUCAAACCUCGGAAUAGAGGAGGAAGAGGACGGCGGGUGUUUGGGGCACUUCAGUGACCGGUACUUCACGGAGGACCGCGCUCAGGUUAUCCUGGGAGAGUUCCAGCAGAACCUGCAGCAGAUCGGCGAGACCAUCCGGCGGCGGAACGAGGCUCUGGACGUGCCGUACACGCACCUGCUGCCGGAGAAACUACCCAAGGCCUUCAGGGUCUAGAUUAAGGAUACAUUGGAAUGAAAUGCAUUUAUCCAAAGUUCUAUUUAAUGGUAACGGUAAUUUGCAUUUAGCCACUAUAAGGUAAACCCUAUCCGCUGUCUUUAAAGCGAGCAUUUGAGGGAUGUCAAGAUAGUGGUCUCAGACUGGAAUAUAUGGAAAAUACUGCAAAAUGUUCAAAAGAUUUGUCUGUUGUAUGGGCUUUCACGACGACUGGAUAUGUUUGUUACUAGUUGGGUUUGGGUUUUCCCUUUGCUAAAAGUGUGAAGAAAAAAGACCACGACUAAAAGUGUAUCAAUAGCAAUAUAUAAGGAUCAUUUAAAAGUGUGUUAUCAUCUACGUAGUGGUAGUAAUACUAGUCUAUCAAUAGUAAAACUUGCAGGUCUGAAGCUGUCUGAAAAAUUCGUUCAUGUUAUCGAAGUCGCAUGUAGCGACUUGAAAUGUAGGUAAUAUGCCUUGUCGUUUAGUCGGCUUAGAUGCGUCAUUGUAAAUAUGUUUGGGGUGAUACCCAACCAUAGCUAAGCAAAUUACGGGUAUUUUGGUAUCUUGGUCUUGGUUUCUUGCGUUCUACUUAACAAGUAUAAGCGAUUGUAGGUAGGUUUAAAAAAAA
Molecule: messenger RNA, 3951 nt
Organism: Branchiostoma floridae (Florida lancelet)
Lineage: Eukaryota; Metazoa; Chordata; Leptocardii; Amphioxiformes; Branchiostomatidae
Product: allene oxide synthase-lipoxygenase protein-like
Exons: 23
Coding region: 96-3344 (1082 amino acids)
Biological process (GO): linoleic acid metabolic process; lipid oxidation
Molecular function (GO): metal ion binding; protein binding; heme binding
Source: RefSeq, a predicted model, not a curated record